AUGCGUUUUAAUCGCGUUUAUGACUUUCAAAGAGCUCUUUGCGAAGAUCCCAAGCUUAUUGAAGAGUGGUUUGGAUUGGUAUCGAAUAUGCGGGCGAAAUAUGGUAUUGUCGAUUCCGAUUUUUAUAACUUCGAUGAAACCGGCUUUAUGAUGGGUGUAAUAUGCCCUGGAAUGGUCGUAACUAGUAUUGAACGAUGUGGCAGAAGCAAGGCAAUACAACCAGGCAAUCGAGAAUGGGCUACAGCGAUUAUAUGUGGUAAUGGAGAGGGUUGGACUAUACCUCUAUUCUUGAUGGUGCAAGGGCAAUAUCACCUUUCUAAUUGGUAUACCGAAAGUGGUUUUCCUGCAGAUUGGGCUCUUAAACCUACUUCCAAUGGAUGGACGAAUAAUGAGACAGGCCUAGAAUGGUUAAAGCAUUUUGAUAAACAUACUAUUCGUCAAAGGAAGGGCAAAUAUCGAAUGCUAGUAUUGGAUGGGCACGAAAGCCACGAAUCAAUAUCUUUUCAAUCAUAUUGCAAGUCAAAUGAUAUUAUAUGCCUCAGAUUACCACCACAUUCAAGUCAUUUAACUCAACCACUCGAUGUUGGGUGUUUUGGCGUACUUAAACGUUCAUAUAGUUGUCAAAUUGAAGGAUUUAUCAAAGCUCAUAUCAAUCAUAUCACCAAGGUUGAAUUCUUUAUAGCCUUCAAAGCUGCAUAUUUACAAUCAUUUACUAUUCAGAAUAUGAAAGCUGGUUUUCGAGGAGCAGGUCUAAUACCAUUCGAUCCUCAAUCUAUACUCUCAAAACUGGAUAUUAGGAUUCGUACUUCUACCCCUCCAUCUACCUCCUUGGAACUUACCAAUUCCUGGAUCUCUCAAACCCCUCACAAUCCAACUGAGGCUCUCUUACAAUCAACUCUAGUAAAAGCUCGAAUGGCUCGUCAUCAAUCAAGCUCUCCUACACCUAUAUUUGAGACUGUGCAAGCUUUAGCUAAAGGUACAGAGAGACUGGCAUAUGAAGUUACACUUUUGAGUGCUGAGAAUCGUAUACUUCGAAGAGCAAAUGAGGCAUUAAGUAAACGUCGACGCGCCAAAAAAAAUUCAACUACGUAA
This is a messenger RNA of Sclerotinia sclerotiorum 1980 UF-70, 1092 nucleotides long. RefSeq lists its product as hypothetical. Bases 1 to 1092 code for a protein of 363 amino acids. The record is from RefSeq and is a predicted model, not a curated record. Lineage: Eukaryota; Fungi; Ascomycota; Leotiomycetes; Helotiales; Sclerotiniaceae. The transcript has a single exon. Gene Ontology annotation, molecular function: DNA binding. Gene Ontology annotation, cellular component: nucleus.